Messenger RNA from Diplodia corticola, 1635 nucleotides. RefSeq lists its product as uncharacterized. Bases 1 to 1635 code for a protein of 544 amino acids. The transcript has a single exon. The record is from RefSeq and is a predicted model, not a curated record. Gene Ontology annotation, biological process: protein import into nucleus. Gene Ontology annotation, cellular component: cytoplasm. NCBI's taxonomy places the organism in Eukaryota, Fungi, Ascomycota, Dothideomycetes, Botryosphaeriales, Botryosphaeriaceae.
AUGUCGCAACGCAUGCUGCCGCACACGGUGCGCAUCAAGCGCAAGAGACAGGACGAGCCGGUCGAGACGCUGCACGUCCACUACACGCCGCAGCAGCAGGACGACUCCAAGAAGCGCCGUUUCACCCUCGACCAGCCCGCCUCGUCCCACCCAGCCGAGUUCAGGCGCGUCUUGCAGGACCCCACCGGUUUUUCCGCUGACGUGGUCGAGGGCCCAACCGCGGGCCUCGCAGCCGCCAAUCCCUCGACAGCCACCACCGCCCCCGGCCCAGCAGCGGCAACCACGACGACAGCGCCUCCCUCCGCCCGCUCCUCCAUCUCGGACCGGAAGAUCCUGGCGCCCGCCCCGGUCACCCGGCGCUUCCACCUCUCCACAAAGUCCGCCCCGAGCCGCUCGUCGAGCCCUGGGGGCUCCGUGCAAAAGCGUAAGAACGUCGCCACGCUCGUGGAAUCCAAGCCGAAGAAGACACGGACAGCAACAGCCGCCGCUGGCGCCGCUGGACCCGACGCCAGCAGCAGCCAGGAUGUCGAGAUGCAGGUGGACGGCGACGCCGGACCGGGCAUGACGCCGCAGCAGCCGCAGCAGCCGCAGCCGACGACGCUCAAACGACCUGGCAGGACGGCGAGGAGCGCAAGUCCAGCCGUCCGCACGAACGGUGCUGCGGCUGCGGCUGCGGCUGCGGCUGCGGCUGCGACCCCGAGCGUCGCCAGCAAGGCCAGCAAGAGCGCCGCCCCUGUGGACCCCGGCUUGCUCUCUGAGAUGCAGAAGUUUGCGCAGGAGGUCGAGCACGCAGAGGGGCAAAGCAGGGAGGGGAGGGCCGCCACCACCACUCCUUCGACGCCCAACGGCAAGCCAACGCCCAUCCACCCGCCAUCCUCGUCGUCGCCGUCGUUGCCGUCGCACCAGAAACUCAAGUUCCAACCGAAAGCCACGCCGCGCUACCGCGACCGCCAUCCCGAGCGGCGCUUCCCCUCCUACGCGACCAACGGCACAACCCCAACCGACGGCAUGGAAAUCGACGACCACCCCAAGCACGACUCCGACUCGGACUCGGACGCCGACUCCGACUACGUCUACGACACCUACAUCCGCUACGACGGGCCCUCCGCCACCACCACCGACAACAAGACCCCUCCCUCCGCACCCACCACCACCACCACCACGCCCACAACCACCAUCCUCCCCUCCCUCCCCCAAGACAUCGGCAUCCUCAUCAUAGACAUCGACCAACAACCCCUCUGGGAACCCUACCUCGACCCGAGCGACCGCGCCGACGGCGCCAGCGACGACGCCAAAGAGUUCGACACGGACGACGAAGACGAAAACGCCGAGGAUUUUUACGCAAACGAGUACCCCGAGGACGAGGUCGCGACGGACGACGAGCGGGACGAGGGCGCGUACGCGUAUCGCGUCGCGGCGGGCGAGGACGAGGAGUGGGGGUUGGAUGCGUUUAGUGAUGAGGAGGAGGGUGGGGCCGGGGGGGAUGGUGGGGGUGGGGAUGGGGGUGGGGAUGAUUAUGGUGGUGGUGCGGAUUUGGGGAGGCCGUGGGGGAGGAGGCCGGUUUGGUUGAGGGGGGGUGGUUGGGGUGGGAAGACGGGGGGGAGUGAGAGUGGGAGUGAGAGUGAGAGUGAUUGA